Caenorhabditis remanei is the source of this 369-nucleotide messenger RNA. RefSeq lists its product as uncharacterized. The coding region runs from base 1 to 369 and encodes 122 amino acids. Gene Ontology annotation, molecular function: protein heterodimerization activity. NCBI's taxonomy places the organism in Eukaryota, Metazoa, Nematoda, Chromadorea, Rhabditida, Rhabditidae. The record is from RefSeq and is a predicted model, not a curated record. The transcript has 2 exons.
AUGGUUCGUGGAUCAAAGAGAGCUCCGAAAAAAGUGGAGAAGGCUCCCAAAAAAGAAAAAGGAGCAUCAAUCGAAGAAUUCGACGAUAUCGAGUCAGAGGACGAGGGCCCAAACCCGGGAUUCGCAAUCCCAUUGUUUCGUGCGGAGGUGGCGCAGGUGCUGGCGGCUGUCACCGAAAAAGAUAUAACUAUCGAGGAAGAAGCCAUGAAAGCUCUUCAGACGGCGUCUGAGGAUAUUUUGGAUAAGGCGUUCAGGAUCGGUGUAGUUAUAGCGGCUGCCAACAAUCGGACGGAAUUGAGAGGCGAUGAUAUGGAUUCCGCGGAGAGAGUUUUCUUGAAAUUGAAUGAUUUUAAAAAUAAAGAUAAAUAA